Messenger RNA from Vespa crabro (European hornet), 1818 nucleotides. RefSeq lists its product as uncharacterized. The transcript has a single exon. The record is from RefSeq and is a predicted model, not a curated record. NCBI's taxonomy places the organism in Eukaryota, Metazoa, Arthropoda, Insecta, Hymenoptera, Vespidae. The coding region runs from base 204 to 965 and encodes 253 amino acids.
AGUUCUCUCUGAUCGAGGAUAUGUCGAUACGUGGAUAUUCAGCUAGCUCGUAUCUUUAUUAUUCAUAAUACUUCAUAACACAUUUACCAUUCGCUCUACUUGUGAUUUUUACAUUGCGGAAGGUGACAAAGCUCGUGAGAUUUUUUUGAUCCGGAUACAAUUAACAAAAAAAUAGUUUUGAAAUCGACACGCAGGCGAGCAAGAUGGAUUUCUUCAAGUGGACUCUCGGAAUUUUUGCUCUCAGUACUAUGAUUGUCGUCAAUCUGGCGAACGAAGAGUUCAGUUUCUUCAACAAAGGAUACCGUGCUCUUUACCGAGUUUAUGAAGAAUGCCAACAGCGUAACGUGGCUGUGUCAUCGUGCCUAAAGAAAAAGGCUAUAUCUUUCCUCGAUAGACUUGGUCGUAUCGAUAGUCUACCAAUAGGAGAGAAUUUAGAACUUAUAAAAGUUGCUUCUUCGGCGGAAAACGAAUCAAAGAGCUCGACAAUCGAUCUGGAAAGCUUAGGUCGCAAUAGUGGUGUUUCCAAGGAUGAGAUACUCAAUGAUAUUCUUUUGGAUAGAAUCGCAACUCUGUUAAAUGGAUUCAAUGUGCAAAUUCGUCUUCCAAAGACCAAUUUUGGUGAACUGAAACGUAGCAUCGAGGAAGGACGUGGUAAGAUGAAGAAGAUGAUGGGAAUGAUGAUGAUGGGUAUAGCCAUGAAAAUGGCUGCUCUGGUACCGAUUGCCAUGGGCGUUCUUUUCCUUCUCGCUGGUAAAGCUCUUAUCAUCAGCAAGAUAGCUUUGGUACUGUCGUUGAUAAUCGGUUUGAAAAAGCUGCUUAGUCAGAAGCAAAGUCACGAUUCUCACGGUGGAUGGCAGCAAAGUGGCGGUGGAUGGGACAGGAGUUUGAAGGAAGUGACCGCCGUCACGGAAGCCGACAGGCAGUACGCUCACAAUCUGGCAUACAGCGCGAGAGUACAACAUUGAUGGAUAGCAGAGAAGGAAAGAGAGAAAGAAAGAGAAAGAGAGAGAAAGAGAGAGAGAGAGAGAGAGAGAGAGAGAGAAAGAGAGAAAGAGAAAGAACAGUUGAAAGAGGAUGACAAGAAUUCUGCAAGGAAAUUAUCUUGGAAUUCUAAUCUGUUAAUGUAAUUCUUUGUGUAAAAAUUUUUUGGAGGAAAGAUUCUUCAAAGAUUCUUGGAAAAUAUUCUUUUAAGAUUUUGACUAUGACGAACGACGUGACUCAAGACUGAAUUGUGUAGAAAAUGAUAUCGCGAUUAUUUUAAUUAAGUGUCCACGUUUUUCCUAUAAAAGUCCAUUAUACCGUUUGGAUUUCUUUGGUAAUUUUAUUAAAACGAUUUCAUUCUUAUCGACCUUAAACGCUUUUUGAUGUUGACAAGUUUUUAUGUUAUCAAGAGAGUUAUAAAAAGAAGAAUUCGAAUUCGGAAGGACGUUAAUAUUAUUCGACAACAUAUCAAAAUAUCUUAGUUAACGAGCGAGAAAUGGUUUUCGCGUGAUAAUACUUAUUGAUCCAAAGAAAUGCCGAUAGGAUAACGGAUACUGUAUUUCGUGCACGCUAGAUCAUAACGGGAUCGAUUCGAGUUAGUUUAAUAAUCUCGCUACUUUCUUUUUCUUGUAAUCGCUAAAUUUCGUGAUGAAUAUUUACGAAUGUCCAUUAUAAAAUACUGUUAUAAGAAACUUAUAUUUAUUUAUUAUACUAUAUAAUAUCUAUUUAGAACUCCGUCUGAAUUAUAUGACAUGAGUCCUAGAAUCAAAAAUUUUCUAAACGAUGACUCGUUAAUUUUAACAACACUCUCGUAAGUCUGGCAUAGUCUAAUAUUUA